AAUUGUGUAAAUAAACAGAAUUUUAUUUUACUUGGUGUUUAAUUAUAAUCUACUUGACGAUUGUGUGCAUUAUUAUGCAAAGUGAACCCAAAGUGCGUCGUUCCGCCAGAGCUCGUCCAGUUAACGCAUAUUCGGGAGAGGCACCUUCAAGUGAAACCCGCACUGCUGACGUUUCAGCGGACACUUCCUCGAGAACACCUAAACAACAGCAAUCUUCAGCGAUGCCAUCCAGAGCCUUAACUCCUAGAAAAACGCCGAUUUCGUCAAGAAAAAAGCGAUGCAGACCAGUCUCUCGCAGCUCCAAUAGUACUACUGACGAAUCUUCGCGUGACGAAACAGAAGGCGAUGAUGAAGACGAGGAUCCGGAUCCACUGCAGCCCAAACUUACCCGCCUAAAAGCAAAACAGCUGAACAAGAAACCACUUCCAAUUGCUCCUUUAAACGCUCCUCGACCGGACGCGGAAGUAGCCGCUUUGAUACAGCAAGAGCUAGGAUCCGACGACGAUGACGAAGAAUACAAGCCAACCGAAGAUGAAAUCCAUUCCGACGAAGAUCCAAAUACUACAAUCUCUGACAUAGACUCCCAACCGCGAACGCCUGCUACUCCAGCAACUUUAGAAAAAGUGGAGCACGAUGUCCACGAAACCGAGUCUUGCUAUACCAAAGAUGGAUUGUUCAAAAUUCCUCGACCAAGGAACGACAGUCAAUGCUCGCACUCGGAACAGGAGCAAGAGAACAUUGCUCGCCGUACACGGUCUAAACUGUGUCUGCAAACUACGGCGAUCGAAACGAUUGAGUCAACGUUCAUUCCACCGGAUAUUACGACUGAUAUGUACGAUUUUGACUGUGACAUGGAUCAUGUGUGGAAAGAAUUUUUGAGCGAGUUUACCAAACCGUUGCCAACCAACGCGGAAGACGAUGAUGAUACGGAUCCUGAGUAUGUCGCAGCUGGUAAAAUUCCAAUUGAUCGUGAAGAACUACGAGAGGUUAAGGUCUCCCGGAAAGAGCUUAACGAACUUGUAUCAGAGCUGCUGGAAUGCGGUUUGAAUGAUGAAUCAUUUUUGGAUGGCAACAUAUUCAACACAACUCCAAUCGCAAACGAGGAUGGUAGCACUCAACAACGAUGCCAGAAAACACCAACGGAUCAGAAAAAUGGAGAGCAAUUCGAUCAGAAUUAUAUGCAAUCGACAAAAGCCUCUAUCGCAGAGCAACAGAUAGAUCAGAUCGUUCAGAUAAAUGAUACGGAAUGUCCACCAUCCAAUGCUUUGUCAAACUCUUCAGCGCCGCCUAUAAUAAGCGAAAUAAUUCCGUCUAUGGGUGCCACGUGCCAAUCCCCAGCUUAUGCCAACAAUACUUUAUCAGGGGGCAUUUCCUCAUCGUCGCAACCAAUGAUUCUAUUAAAUAAGAUUCCAGCGCCCAACGCUACCAGUGGCCUAAUUUAUGCGACUGCACAACCAACCCUGAUUAAUCGCAUUCCAAAUGUGCAACAGACAAGUACCCAAGCAAACCUCAACAACCGCCAAUUCUUCAUUCAAUUAUCAACUAUAGACCAUUCGAGCUAUCGAAAGUAUUACAAGCCGUCCAGCACGGUACCAACAACGCCAGUGGAACAACGCGGUCUGGAGGAACCUACUAAACGACGGUAUCGUUACAAUCACAAUCUGGUGCCCGUCGAUGUAAAUAUCGAUGAAGGACAAACCGGAUUCAACGACUUCCAGCUUCAACUAUUUCAACAGCAGCUGCGAAAGCACGUUCAGUUUGCAGCGCAAAAUUUUCUGCAAAGCUAUGCGCAUCCCAUGUUUUGGAAGCUGGCAGAUAUCUUCAAAAAAAUGAUACUUGAGUUACGCGAAGGAUCGGUCACAAAUCCACUUAUGAAAGCGUGGAACUUAGAUGCUGCCGUUGAGUGUUGUUUGAGCUGGGAAUCAGGUCUGCAACAGCAGACCGACGAGAACAAUGAACUAAUACAGUUUUUACUAGAAGAGACUGAUAAGGCUAAUAAAGCGAAACAGGAAGCAAAAUACUAUCAAAACCAUUUCCAUCCAAAAAUGAUGGAAAAAGUUGUUACCAACCAAGCUUUUAUGUAUCCAAAACUUCUUCCUUACAUACCAUUCCGUAUGGACUUGCGAGCAGACCGCAUAAUUAAGUCAGAGGAACGGCUCAUUGCUUUCGGGCUGGAAUUAUUCUUCCCGAUAGUUCAAAAGAAAAUUUCCGAAAGCAAAUUUCCCAAAACAGAAAAACCAAAGCUACAUCACGUUUGCCAUUAUAUUAGCAAGCAUCUUCUCCCGCUGCAUAGCACUACGCAAAUUUACGCUCGCAUUGCUUCUCGCCGCCGUGCCAGUGAAACUAAUCCGAUCCAGCAAUUUUUUGUCCACUCGAAAGCACCACCCUUUCAACAUAUUCUAGAAAUUGUCGAUUUUGACAACGUGAUUCCACCGUACCUAUACCAGCAGGGUGAACUACCGCAUCUAUGGGACAAGUAUAUAUACUCCAAUCCUAGGUUAGCCAGAAUAAACAACGAUCACACGGAAUCGAGAGUUUCUGCUACUAAACCAAUCAUCAACAGGCUAUCAUCCACGGGAACAUCAGAUUCUAAUGUCAACAUUACCAUCAGUCUAGUUGUAGAUCCAAUCCAAAACCAGCAGGAUAGUUCCUAUAAUAGCAGGGAAGAUACUUACCGUUUGAAUUCCGAUUAUUUGGACAAAUCUAAGCAAAACUCUGACCAGACAAUCGCCCGCUACAUAUCAGAAUUCGACGAGGAGCUUAGCUUCUCCAGUAGCACUCCGUUUAAAAGGGCAAAAACUGUUCCGAAAGCCGCAAUAGUUGACGAAGAGCUUCCGAUCCCACGAAAAAAAUGUUGUAAAUGCGACUGUCAUUUUCAAAAUAAAGAAGCUAGUGAGCCUGAACAUAAGAGUAACAGUUCGAAGAAGGUCCAAAAAAGAUUAACUGAUUAUUUCCGAUUCACGUCGAAACAUGUGUUGUCCUCUCCUACUCGGAGAAUAAAGCUAAAGGAAAAAUUGUGGGAAAUAUACCAGCGCUAUCGUGAUUCGUGUAAGAGGUAUUCAGAUUGGGGAAGUUCUGCUUUAGAACGGGUCAAUAAGCAUUUUCAACUAAUUGAAUCAUUCAGCUAUUUUUUGGAUGACUUAAAGAAGAUGAGUUCAGGUAUGGACGAGAAAAAAUCGGAUGGAGAAUUGCCUAAAAGUGAGAAUUCGUUAAUUAACGGAACGACUCGAAGAAUUCCCAAGUUGGAUAACGUUGAAAACAAAGACGCAAACUAUGCCUACAACUUUUUCGAAAAAGUGGAAGAGACGCUUCUUGGGGAGAAUAAGCUUUCGCAAUAUGAGAAAUUCUUGGAAAUUCUACAAACGUUCAACGAAAAAGAAGAUCGCGUAGCUGAUCUGUACUGCAAAAUCGAGAGCCUCCUAAUUGCAGAGCAUCCGGAGUUGGUAGACCUGUUUCUAACAUUUCUUCUACCAGGACAAGCUGCUGAAGUUGGCAAAUUUUUCGAACAUUUCAUUCUUACUAAUGCCAACGACUUUCUUGCCAAGCUAAACAUCUAUUUUGCCAAGCAGCCUUCACAAAUCAAAAAGAUUUAUUCCUGCAUCAACGAUCUUUCCAACGAGUCGGACGUAACUAUGGAGCAAAUAAAAUCUCGAAUCCUACCUCUCUUGAAGGGCAAUCCACUUCUGAUUGAUUGGUUUCUGCAACUUUUUCCACCCGAGAAACCAGCGGAGAGCAAUCUGGCCGAUUACGAAGUUCUUUCACUGAAGAAGCUUCCACCCUCAGAUAACACCGAUCCGAAUCGAAUCUACGAAGAUGUUACAUUUGUGGAAGCUCCCUCCGAAUCGGUGUGUGGAACAAAAUACAUACAGGGACGAAUAGUGUACGGAACAUUGCCAGCAAGACUUUCAUUUCUUGCACACGAUUAUGUAGUUCCGCCGUCGUUACAGAAUGAUCCAUCUCCCAUCAAAGGGUGUGUUCACAACGUUCGACAAGCGGAUAAAACAAAAGGUGGUGCGGAUGGUGAGGAAAAGGACCACGGUGAUCUGGUGGAAGCAAAUCGAGAAGAUCCGCCCUAUAAGCUAUGUGACGAUGUUACUUUUAAAGCGCACGCUAUUAGACUGAAUCCGCUGGUGCACGGCGGAAAAGGCACAAACUAUGCCGAGGUGGCGCAUCUUUUGGUAUCCGAUGUAGACGGGGCUGUUGAGAGUGAUACAUUUUCCGAGGAGGAGAAAUCAACAUCUCCGAAGAAGCAUUCGUCAAUCAAAACGCUGCCCAAAAAGCGAAUCAAUUCUCCGAUCAGUAAGAAGCCAUGCAUCGGCAAAAGCUCGCCACCUAUCAGUAAAAAAUCACCACCAGCGUCGGUACCACCUGAUUCGAAAGUGGUUGCUAUUUCAAAAAAACUUAAAAGUAUAAUCGAAGCCCCAACUUCAGAAUCGAAUGCGGAGAUUCCACCACCACCCAUGGCACCAGUUAAAAGAAAACCAUCAAUCCCGGUAGCCGUCAACUCCGCGCCGAUUCCAGUGAAACGAGAAAGGUUGACAAAGAAAUCCUCUUCAGAUGCGUUGCCCGCUGAUGAGAAGAUCGAUGAGGCGGAAAGCAGUGAUAGUAAUAGUAUUCAAACCAGCUGGACUAGGGAUGAGGAUAAAGUGAUUCUGGAGGAAAUUAAGCACGGCUUCAGCAGCGUGGAUGAGCUGAUCCAACGAAUCGGAGGAAAAAUUGAGGGCAGGCAUCCGUCGGAGAUCGAAAGUAGGUACGAGUUUUUGAUGGAAGUGCUGAAGAAGUUUCAAAAGUAAAAUUAAACCAUUCUGGAAUGUAACCGUAAUGUAAGCUUUUAGUUCUGCAACCAUGAUAAUACAUACAUGUUGGGAAUGUA
Molecule: messenger RNA, 4873 nt
Organism: Topomyia yanbarensis
Lineage: Eukaryota; Metazoa; Arthropoda; Insecta; Diptera; Culicidae
Gene: mute
Exons: 8
Coding region: 75-4793 (1572 amino acids)
Biological process (GO): regulation of DNA-templated transcription
Cellular component (GO): nucleus
Molecular function (GO): transcription coregulator activity
Source: RefSeq, a predicted model, not a curated record